Ostertagia ostertagi is the source of this 714-nucleotide messenger RNA. Lineage: Eukaryota; Metazoa; Nematoda; Chromadorea; Rhabditida; Trichostrongylidae. The record is from the annotation of a GenBank genome assembly.
AUGAACAAGAAGCGAAUGCCUCGCGAUCACACAACUCCGAUGCUCGUGGCUGUCUUGUCGAUAUUUCUCGUCGCAGAACUUCCUCAGGGGAUGUUGCACGUCUGCAAUGCCAUCUACUCCAAUGAAACAUUUUAUCAGAGGAUAUACUUACCACUUGGAGAUCUGAUGGAUUUGUUAUCUUUGCUCAACUCGGCUGUGAAUUUCCUGAUUUAUUGCGCUAUGAGCCGAAAAUUCCGGAAUGUAUUCAUGCAGACGUUCCUUUCGUGUCUGCCUGAUCCACUUUAUAGGAAGUUCUUGCAAGAUUGGCCGGCAUUGGCCGAGUUGGAAAUGUCACGACACAAGCCAUCUGGUCUUACUGAUCCGACUAGGAGUGAACAGCUGGCUCUCACUUCACAUCGGGUCUCGGCUACUUCAAUGCUCAUACAUGCAGCAGCUAAAGAGAGCACAUCAAAAAUGUACACAGGGAAUCUACUCUCUGUCGAUCCCCCUCGUGCCAGAGUUAGCUUUGACGCACAUCCUGCAACGGACCUGUUAGCGAGAAACAGUCUGGAAAUCCACGAAAUCCGUUUGGUAGUUCCUGAUACCAACAGGAAACCUGCCCUUCUCUCAAAUCCGCUAACAAAAAUUCGUCAUCUAUGGGAGACCGGUGCCAGCCCGAUUGAGAGCAGUCCGCAGCGCCGACUCAAUUUGAUAAAAUGCGAGACCCAGUACUGA